This is a messenger RNA of Paramecium sonneborni, 3777 nucleotides long. The record is from the annotation of a GenBank genome assembly. NCBI's taxonomy places the organism in Eukaryota, Ciliophora, Oligohymenophorea, Peniculida, Parameciidae.
AUGGAUACUAAUUUCUAAAUAAAAAUUUAGACUUUCAAAAGUCUUAAUGAACCACUUUCAAUAUUACCAAGAACAACUACUCUUUUUUCUGAUUUGUUUAAAUCAAAAGACAACAAAGUUAUUAAAAGAAAAGUUUUUGAAACUAAAAAGGAAUGGUUAACUUGGAGGAAUAAUGUAACUUAAGAACUAUUAAAUUAAAGAAUUCUAUCUUCUAAAUAUCCAAGCAAAGUGUUAACCAUUUUAAAUUACACAGUUUAAAUAAAUAAUCAUCAAAGAAAUUUGUAUAUAACAUAUGAUUGUGAAGUUGAAGCAGUACCAUUAUUUUAAUACUUGAAUGAUAACUCUGUUUCCUACUAAGAAUAAGUACAAAUAUUUGAAUAACUAUUACAAAUUGCAUGUAUUUUGUUUAAAUCUCAAUUUGAACAUACAAAUCUUAAACCAAACAAUAUUUUGUAUUACAAAAAACAAGUUCUUUUGACAGAUUUUGGAAGUGCAAGAACUCAUUAUUAAAAUUUUAUAAAAGUUUAUACCUCUUAAGCUAAGAAAGAUUGGUAGAAUAAUUUAAUAUUCUUCUAUCCAUAAAAAUAUUAAGAAAUAAUGAAAGAUGAUAAUAUAGAUUAUAGAAAUUGGAAUGAAUUAGAUUUUUCUGAUUAAAAAUUUAGAAAAAGUAUUGACACUUGGGCACUAUCUAUGAUGAUGAUUCAAGUAUUUGAAAAUAAUUAAAAAUUGCCUGAUAAAAUAAUAAAUUAUUAUGGUUUAAACAAUUAAUUGUUACUUCAGAAAAUUGAAAAUCUAAAAUAGUAUUCUGCUGGCAUCUUUUCUUAAGCUAUCUAUUCUUUAUUGAUUGAAAAGAAAGAUCCUGAAAAUGUAUAUUAGACUUUUAUAAAAUCAAAAUAAAUGGUUAAUACUGAAUCAUCCUUUAUGGAAUCAACUUUUAUAAUCAAAUAGAUUUUUGAUCAUGUGAAUGAUGAUGCUAUUUCAAUUCACUCUUAUAAACCAGAAAAUUAAUAUUAUCUUGAAAAAUAAGAAAUUGAAAAACUUUAACAUUAAUCUUAACCUGGUGAUGAUGCCUCAAGUGUUAGGACUACAAAUCAUUUAAUUGAUAUUAUUAAUUAUACUGAAUAAAAACCAAAAGGUAAUUUAACCUUAAUUCCAAUUUAAUUACCUUCAAGUCGAAAUUAUUCAGCUAAUUCAAGAAAAAUGCCAUAAACUUAAAUUUAUGAAUUUAAAAAAAAUGAUAAUCCAUUAGAAGAGUUUAAUGAAUCUACAUCUAAUAAAGGAGAUAGAAGAAUACCGACUAUUAUUGUAACAAAUUAUGAAUUAAACACAUAAACUAAUGAAGGAAUUUAAAUUGAAGAUAAUUUAAUUAAUAAUUAAAAUCAAUAAUUUAUACCAAGUUAAUCAUAAUUUCAACUUAAUAAUGAUAAUACAAUUCAAUUUAAUCCAAUAAAUCUGUAACCAAUUUCAGAUGAUAAUAAUGAAAUUACAAGUAUUAACACAUAAUAAUUAAGAAAUGAAAAUGAAAGAACAGAUCAAUUAUAAAUUAUUAAAUUAGUAUAAAUUAAUGAGGUUGAAUAAGAUACUCAUAACUAAUCACCAAUUAUUAAUUAAAAUUAAACUUAACCAUUUUAAUUUUUAGAAGUUUAAUAUUUGAAUAAUAUUCAUGAUAAAGUUCCAAUAACAGAAAAUGAUAAACAAGUUACAGAUAGUGAAUUUUAUAAGGAAAUGGUAACAAAUGAUAUUCAAAUCAUAAAAUCUUAAAUCUAUGGAUUGGUAGAAAUUGAAGAUAAUUAAGAUAUUGAAAGUCAAAUUAACAGGAAUAGUAAUUUAUUUAAUUUUAAUCAGAAUGAAGAAAAUUAAUUAUUGGUUGAGAUUACUAAUUAGGAAGAUAAAGUUAAUGUAGAUUAAAAUAGAAAUUAAUAAUAAAAAACAAUAUAUGUUGUCUAAAAUGGGUAAAAAUAACCAGUGAUUCCUAUUUUUGAAGUUCCAGAAUAUAAUUUAAUAGAGUAGAAUAAAACUAAUCCAUUCUCUAUAUAAAUAAUAAAGCAUAUAUUAGAUGAUGGGGUCACUUAAUUAUAAGAUCAAGAAUAAAAAAAUAUAUUGGAGUAAUUAAAAAUGAUUUAAAAAAUUUUCAUCAAAAUAGAUUAGAAGAGGAUUGAUCCAACAGAAAUCUUAGAAGAUGAAGAAAUUUAAGGAGAUUAUUAAUAAAUAAAGUAAUUUACUAUUGAGAUAGAGAAUCAAGAACAUAAUGAUAAACUUAAAUUAAUUGAAGAUGUAAAUGAUGGUAUAGGAUUUAUUUUAAAAAAAUAAGAAGUUGAUAAGAUUUUCGAUAAUAAUGAAAUUGAGAAUAACCCUCAUAUACUUAAUAUAUUAAAUGAAGAUUAAUUAAAAUAAGUUAAAGAGAAAAUAAUAGAUAAUAAGAUUAUUAUAAAUUAAAUAUAAUAAACAAUAGAAGUAAAAGAUGGAUUAAAAAAAUUAAAAAAUAAUAAAACAAUAUAAAAUAUUAUAAAAGAAUAAGAAAUUGGCUUACUAAAUAAAGAAGAACUUAAGAUAUAUUAAAAUUUAAUAUAAAAUAUUCCAAAAGAUAAAAGAUUAGCUAAGAGAAUAUUAGUUUAAUAAUCAGCAAUUGAGAGAAGGUUGUAAGAGAUCAAGAAAUAGGAAGAGGAAGAAGUAAUAAAAUAAAAAUUGAUUGAUUUUAUAAAGAAUCCUUCUUACGAUAAAUUGUUAUCUAAUGAUGACUUAAAAAAAUUAAAUGAAGAAGAAAGAUAGAAAUACAAAAAAGUCUUAGAAACUUUUUAAUAUAAAGCAUAGUAAAGAUAAAAGAAAUCAAUACAAGAAUAAAUUGAUUUUAUAAAUCAAUAAGAUAAAAAGAAUAAAAAAUAAAUAGGAGAAGAUAAUGAAAAAUAUAAUUAAAAAUAAUAAUCUUCAAAGAAUAGCAAUAAUAAUAAGUUUUCAGAUGCAUAUAUGUAAAUAAUAAAUAAAUUAGCUGAAGAUAAUAAUGGUGAGAUUUAUUCAUGUAAUAAAUAUAUCAAAUAAUUUUAAUUAUUUUCAGUAUCAUAUUAAAUUUAAGAUUAAAUUCCAGAAGAUUGUUAAAGAUAUUAAUAAUAGAAUAAAAAUAGGAAAGUCUUAUAUUUUGAUUAUAAAGGUUCAAAAUAUAAAGGUGAAACUGUAAAUGAUUAACCUGAUGGAAUAGGAAUAUUGAGAAAGAGUUUAUUUUCAUCAAUUUAUAAGGGGUAUUUUAAAUAAGGUAAAUUUUAUUGGGGAUAGGUUUUAGAAAUGAAUGAUUAAGGAUAAUUGACAUAAUAUAUAGGAUACUAUAAUUAAGAAUAUUAAGUAAAACAUGGAAUGGGAAAAUUGAAAUGGUAUUAACCUUAAAAAAAAUAGUUUUGUGGUAAUAUUUAUAAUUUUAAUGAAUAUGAAUUUUAUGAAGGUAAUUUUGUUUUUGGAUUUAUUCAUGGAAAAGGAAAGAAAAGAUAUGAUGAUUAAUCUGAAUAUGAUGGGGAAUGGAGGAAGAAUAAGAAAGAAGGAUAAGGUAUGUUAAAGAAAGAGAUAGAAUUAAAUAAUUAAUUAAAAAAGAAAGAAGUAAAGUUGAAAAAAGUAAUAAUUUAUGAAGGAUUCUUUAAAGAUGAUGUUUUACAUGAUAAAAAUGUUAAAGUUACAUAUAAAGAAGAUAAGAAACCAGAUUUGAUAGUUGAAGGUGAAUUUAAAAAUGGUAAGCCUAUAGGAUAACAUAAACUAAUUUUCAAUAAUAUAGUUUAAAGAUAAAUUGAUUAUUGA